AUGGCCUCAGCAGGUCUCCAGAUCUUGGGCAUGGUGCUCUCGGUGGUGGGAUGGCUGGGCUCCAUCAUCACCUGUGCCCUGCCCAUGUGGAAGGUGAUGGCCUUCAUUGGCAACAACAUUGUGGUGGCGCAGAACAUCUGGGAGGGGCUGUGGAUGAAUUGCCUUGUGCAGAGCACAGGCCAGAUGCAGUGCAAGGUUUAUGACUCCAUGCUGGUGCUGCCCCAGGACCUGCAGGCUGCCCAUGCCAUGAUGGUCAUCUUGGUGCUGGUGUUGCUGGUGAGCGUUGUGGGCACCAAGUGCAUGAACUGCAUGGAGGACGAAGGCUCCAAGGCGUGAAUCAUGAUGAUCUCUGGAGCCAUCUUUCUGGUCUCCAGCAUCCUCUGCCUCAUCCCAAUAUGCUGGUUGGCCAACACGAUCAUCCAGAACUUCUACAACCCGCCAGUGUCCGAAGCUCAGAAGAGGAAGCUGGGGGCCUCGCUCUACAUCGGCUGGGCUGCCGUGGCCCUGCUGGUUCUGGGGGGCGGCCUCCUCUACUGCACCUAUCCCGAGAAGAGCACCAACUACAGCGCCUGUUACACUGCCGCCGUCUCCGAGUCCCGCAGUGACUAUCCCAGCAAAAACUAUGUCUGA
Messenger RNA from Emys orbicularis (European pond turtle), 630 nucleotides. RefSeq names its product claudin-6-like. Gene Ontology annotation, cellular component: bicellular tight junction; plasma membrane. Gene Ontology annotation, molecular function: structural molecule activity. The record is from RefSeq and is a predicted model, not a curated record. Gene Ontology annotation, biological process: bicellular tight junction assembly; cell adhesion. The transcript has a single exon. Lineage: Eukaryota; Metazoa; Chordata; Testudines; Emydidae.